ACGUCACCCUUGUCAAUAAACAAAGCACGUGUUUUGAGUUAAGUGGUAAUGCAGUUGAUGAUUGGUCUGGGUUGUCCUUAUUGUCCCAUUUGCAAUUGCCAUUGUUUCCGGGUUGGAGGAGCCAGACUAGCGAGAGAAAAGGAGAAAAGCCAUCCAUAACCGCCCUUCAAAAGGGGGCUUGACUGGCAGUUCCCUUCGUGCGGGCAAGAUGCGGGUGUCCAACGCCAAUGACGUCAAGAUCUACGACUUGAGUGCCGGCAAAUCCAUUCCGGAUUGGUUGGCCGAGCGCAAGCGUCGCAAGUUGGCUCGGAAAGACAGCGGGGGCUCGAGCACGGGUCGCCAUAUUCAGCUCCUCCAAGAGUUCGAGAUGCCGUCCGUGUCGAACCAAGUCAAGAUCUCGGACGAUGGCCAUUAUGUGGCGGCCAUCGGGACCUACAAACCCCGUCUGCGAUGCUACGACACCGACCAAUUGGGCAUCAAAUUCGAGCGAUGCUUCGAUUCCGAGCCGCUCAAAUUCGACAUCUUGUCCCAGGACUACGCCAAAAUGGUGUUUCUCCAAUGUGAUCGAUUCGUCGAGAUCCACGCCCAAUUCGGGCGAUACUAUCGCCUGCGGAUUCCGCGAUUUGGACGCGAUCUGAGUUAUCAUCCGCAAACCUGUGACACUUAUUUCGUGGGCGACGGAUCCGAGAUUCAUAGACUCAACUUGGAGCAAGGACGCUUCUUAAAUCCUUAUGUGAGUCAAGGCUCGGGUCUGAAUGUGUGCGAAAUCAACCCCGAGCAUCAGCUUCUCACCGUGGGCACCAUCGAAGGCCAAAUCGAGGCCUGGGACCCGCGCUCGCGUCAACGGGCCGGCCUGCUCGACUGUGUCCAAGGCUACGACGCUGCCGAUCUCGAACCCGCCUCUUCCGUGCCCGAAGUCACGGCCUUGGCCUUCAAAGACGGCCUCACCAUGGGCGUCGGCCUCUCCACCGGUCACGUGAUGCUCUACGACAUCCGAUCGUCCAAGCCCCUUCUCGUGAAGGAUCACAUGUACGGCACAUCCAUCAAAAAGAUCGCCUUCCACGACACGCACGAUCACGUACUGAGUCUGGACGCCAAGGUGGUCAAGAUCUGGGACCGACAGACGGGCCAGGCCUACGCCUCGAUCGAGUCCGAGUCCGAACUCAACGAUCUGGCCAUCUACCCGAGCUCAGGCUUGUUGUUUCUGGCCAAUGAGCAGCCCAAGAUGCAGGUCCACUAUCUGCCCAGUUUAGGUCCGGCUCCUCGGUGGUGUUCGUUCUUGGACAGCUUGACCGAGGAGCUCGAGGAGAGCUCAAUCGCCGAGGUCUAUGACGAUUACAAAUUCGUGACGCGUCAACAAUUGGACGACCUCGGUUUGGAGCACUUGAUUGGGACCACCUUGCUUCGAGCAUACAUGCACGGCUACUUCAUGGAUGUCCGGCUCUUCCGAAAGGCCCAAUCCUUGGCUGAGCCCUACACUUUGGACCGCUUCAUGCAGGACAAGAUCCAGAAGAAGAUGGAGGAGAAACGCGAGAAGCGCAUCCAGGUGAACAAAGCGAAAUUGCCCUCGGUGAACAAGGAUCUGUUCUUGAAGUUGAAGGACAAGGAAUCCGCUCAAGCUGCGGGCAAGAAGGUCAGUAAGAAGCGGGCCGCCGAGGGCAAUCUGCUUGAGGACGAUCGUUUCAAGGCCAUCUUCGAAGACUCGCGAUUCCAAGUGGAUCCCACGGAGGAGACGUACAAGUUGUUGAACCCGGUGGUUUCCAAAUUAGACGACAAGACCAAAGCACGAUUGGAGAAGCAGUUCGCUCAAGUGGAUGAUGAUCCUUUGAGUGAUGACGAGGAGGACAACUUGUUGACGAGGAACUCGGAUAUCGAAGAUUCCUCGGACGACUCGUCUUCGGAAGAUGACCUGGAGACUGUUCAAAGGAUCAAGGACACGCAUCGAUCCGUGAGACAAGAGCAGAAAGAUGAUGCCGAGCGAGAGAAAUACGAGAAGUAUGUGGCCAGCAAAGUCAAGUUCUACGAAUUGAAGGAAGGCGAGGCCUUGGGCCAGAAAGUGAAGAAACGCGACAAGAAGAGCCUGGAGGAUCGUCUCCAAAGUGAAGAUAUGAGUGAGGUGGUUUCCCAGGGUAAAGGCCAUAGCAUGACCUUCACCUCAUCCAAAUCCAAGAAGCAACUACAAACUGAACAGAAGAAUAAACAACACAUGAAGGAGCGACAAUCGGUCAGGAGAUCCGUCGGAGCGCUGAAGAAUCGUCACAAGAAAGGUUUUUGAUGAGGUCAUUUGUUAUUGUUGGACAUAUGACAAUAAAAGAAAUGUAUUUAGACGUCA
Tigriopus californicus is the source of this 2332-nucleotide messenger RNA. RefSeq names its product nucleolar protein 10-like (gene l(2)34Fd). The record is from RefSeq and is a predicted model, not a curated record. The transcript has 2 exons. Gene Ontology annotation, biological process: maturation of SSU-rRNA from tricistronic rRNA transcript (SSU-rRNA, 5.8S rRNA, LSU-rRNA). NCBI's taxonomy places the organism in Eukaryota, Metazoa, Arthropoda, Copepoda, Harpacticoida, Harpacticidae. Gene Ontology annotation, molecular function: protein binding. Gene Ontology annotation, cellular component: 90S preribosome; nucleolus; nucleus. Bases 209 to 2275 code for a protein of 688 amino acids.